AUGGCGUCCGAGCUGGCCAACAAGCUCGAGGCGACCACCCUCGACGAUGCAUCAGCUUCAGGUGAUUGGAAGUCGGCAUUGAAAGCGCCGCCAAAAGACGGAAGACAACAGACGGAGGAUGUCACUGCAACCAAGGGCCUAGAGUUUGAAGAGUUCUAUCUGAAGCGCGAGCUAUUGAUGGGCAUCUACGAAGCUGGGUUCGAGAAGCCCUCGCCCAUUCAAGAAGAGACGAUUCCUGUUGCGCUCUCUGGCCGCGACGUACUGGCACGUGCCAAGAACGGCACUGGAAAGACGGCUGCCUUUGUCAUACCCACACUCGAGCGCAUAAACCCCAAAGUCGAUAAGAUCCAGGCUCUGCUUCUUGUGCCAACGAGAGAGUUGGCCCUUCAAACCUCGCAAGUAUGCAAGACUCUUGGCAAACACCUUGGAAUCAACGUCAUGGUCACCACGGGAGGCACGGGCCUCCGAGAAGACAUCAUCCGACUCAGCGAUCCUGUGCACAUUGUUGUCGGCACACCUGGCCGUAUUCUCGAUUUGGCGGGCAAGGGCGUCGCUGAUCUCUCAGAGGUCAAGACAUUCGUCAUGGACGAAGCCGACAAGCUCCUAUCCCCGGAGUUCACAGUCACCAUUGAGCAGCUGCUCAAGUUCCAUCCCAAAGAUAGACAGGUCAUGCUGUUCUCCGCAACCUUCCCUGUGGUGGUGAAGGACUUCAAGGACAAGCAUAUGAGUGACCCACACGAAAUCAACCUCAUGGACGAACUUACCCUUCGAGGUAUCACGCAAUACUACGCUUUCGUUGAGGAGAAGCAGAAGGUCCACUGCCUCAACACUCUCUUCAGUCGACUUCAAAUCAACCAGUCCAUCAUUUUCUGCAACAGCACCACUCGUGUAGAGCUGCUUGCAAAGAAGAUUACCGAACUCGGCUACUCAUGUUUCUACUCGCACGCCAAGAUGCUGCAACAUCACCGCAAUCGCGUUUUCCACGACUUCCGCAAUGGUGCCAUGCGCAACCUCGUUUGCUCAGACUUGUUGACUCGCGGUAUCGACAUCCAAGCCGUCAACGUUGUCAUCAACUUCGAUUUCCCAAAGAACGCAGAGACGUAUCUCCACCGUAUCGGUCGUUCUGGUCGUUUUGGACAUCUUGGUCUUGCAAUCAACCUUAUCAACUGGGAAGACAGGUUCAAUCUGUACCGCAUCGAGCAGGAGCUCGGUACUGAGAUCAAACCUAUCCCACCGUCCAUCGAUAAGAAACUUUAUGUUUACGACACUCCCGAAAACAUUCCAAGACCUAUCAGCUCGGCCCCAGCACAGAGGCAGCAACAGGGACAACAGGGCAGACAGCAGGGCAAUGGACAGGACUUGCAGAACCCUGCGAAUCGCACGACCGGUGGCUACCGCGGAGGUAGAGGUGGUGGGUUCGGCGCAGGCAGAGGUCGUGGAGGACCUCGCAACGACCAAAACGGAUUCCAGGGACAGCAGAGGCAGGGUGGCUACCAACAGCGGCCCAACCAACAACAGAUGGCGCCGGCUGGUCCGCCUGCAGCUCAGGCCUAG
This is a messenger RNA of Zasmidium cellare ATCC 36951, 1554 nucleotides long. RefSeq lists its product as uncharacterized. The record is from RefSeq and is a predicted model, not a curated record. Gene Ontology annotation, cellular component: P-body; cytoplasmic stress granule. Gene Ontology annotation, molecular function: ATP binding; RNA helicase activity; mRNA binding. The transcript has a single exon. Gene Ontology annotation, biological process: P-body assembly; cytoplasmic stress granule assembly. NCBI's taxonomy places the organism in Eukaryota, Fungi, Ascomycota, Dothideomycetes, Mycosphaerellales, Mycosphaerellaceae. Bases 1 to 1554 code for a protein of 517 amino acids.